AUGCCUUGUGCAAUUUUAGAUCACGCAGGCAAAGAAGCGUUUGGUGCCUUGCAGUUUCGGCUCGUACAGACAAAGAAGUGUUUUGGUGCCUUGGGCAGCGGAGGAGCAGUUGGUGCCUUGCAGUUUCAGCUCGUACAGGCGAAGGAGUGUUUUGGUGCCUUGGGCAGUUUCGGCUCGUGCAGGCAAAUGAGCGUUUUCGUGCCUUGUGCGGUUUUGGCUCGUGCAAGUGAAGGAGCGUUUUGGUGCCUUGUGCAGCUUUGGCUCAUGCAGGCGGAGGAGCAUUUUGGUGCCUUGUGCAGUUUCAGCUCGUGCAGGCGGAGGAGCGUUUGUACUCGGGUAACUCAAUCACCUUCUUCUUGA
Messenger RNA from Prunus armeniaca (apricot), 360 nucleotides. Lineage: Eukaryota; Viridiplantae; Streptophyta; Magnoliopsida; Rosales; Rosaceae. The record is from the annotation of a GenBank genome assembly.